Molecule: messenger RNA, 1293 nt
Organism: Punctularia strigosozonata HHB-11173 SS5
Lineage: Eukaryota; Fungi; Basidiomycota; Agaricomycetes; Corticiales; Punctulariaceae
Product: CRAL/TRIO domain-containing protein
Exons: 6
Coding region: 1-1293 (430 amino acids)
Source: RefSeq, a predicted model, not a curated record
AUGGAGGCGACGCUCGCGAAGAACUACGAGCUCCUACAAUCGGAGUACAACAGCUACUCAGCGGAUGUUCUGCAGCUGCAGAGCGAGCUACGGAACCAGUAUCUGCCUUCGCUAGCAGCUGAACUAGACAUUUCCCAAGAGGAUGUGCAAUGGGCGCAGGAGUGGAUAGACGACCGACAAACCAUCUUUCGUAUACUUCGGCGGAACUCGUUCGAAACAGACCCGACCUCCAAAGUCCUCGAAGACACGUUGAGAUGGCGACUGUCCACCGUACCGCGUCGACCUGGUCCAGAGAUAAAGCCCUUCUUCCGUCUCCUCCCUUCAACAUGCAAAGACCCUCAAGGGCGCCCCAUCAUCGUCCUCAGGUCUCGUGAUCCGCUACCUAGCGGAAACACCCUGAGGGACGAAGUGCUCUGGUGGAUGGAAUGCCUCCGGAUCAACCUUCUUCAGCUGAACGCCGCUAUUGGCGAUGGAGACUGGCCAGUUCUGCAGUAUGCCGUGCUGAUAGACGUGUCGGGUGCAACAAUGAGAAACUUUAACCCGGAAAUGCUCUCAUAUUGUACACGCGAGGUAUCGCCGAGGUAUCCGGGCAUGUUCGGUGUGGUUUGCAUGGUGAAUCACACUUGGGCACACUCCGGUAUGUGGAGCAUCGUGAAGCGCUUGCUCCCUGAAGCUGCUUUAUCCAGAAUAUUCUUCCCGUCCACUAAAGAGUUACUCUCUUACUUCGGGUGUGCUGCAUUACCACAAGAUUAUGGGGGCGACUUGGCUUCCCUCCUCGAGCUUGAGAACCCCCUCUUAGACUUCGUCAAACCGGAUACCCCUGCCGAAUCAUCCAACGAGCCCACUCCACCGGAUAGCUCCUGCACUUCCGAAGACGAACCCUCAAAUCAUAUCCAAACCAUGGAACAAGAUCGAUAUCUGCAUCGCAUACCCUCACUCAUUCCCACCUCGGUGCUCAACCCAUUCUGGGGCUACCCCGUGACAUUUUCAUACCCCUUCUCGUCGUCUUCGUCCGAUGCGCGAUCACCGGCGCGACCCCCGAUCCGCGCUCACCAUCACUCUUCGUCGGUCCCUUACCUACGACACGGACGGCGGCGAAAACGCGAUCUGCUGCGCACACUCGCGCUCCUCUGGUGGACGCGCUGGCGGGGCACGCUCAGGAUCGUAUUCGUAUUGUGCCUGCUCGCUGUACUCUGCGCUGCGAAGUCCCGGCGGGGGAAGACCUUCGUUGCAUUGAAUAGGCUGUUGCAUGCACUCCGGGUUCCGCGGACAACGCAAAGAACGCUAGGAUGA